Ananas comosus (pineapple) is the source of this 354-nucleotide messenger RNA. RefSeq names its product non-specific lipid-transfer protein A-like. Gene Ontology annotation, biological process: lipid transport. Gene Ontology annotation, molecular function: lipid binding. Lineage: Eukaryota; Viridiplantae; Streptophyta; Magnoliopsida; Poales; Bromeliaceae. The record is from RefSeq and is a predicted model, not a curated record. Gene Ontology annotation, cellular component: membrane. The coding region runs from base 1 to 354 and encodes 117 amino acids. The transcript has 2 exons.
AUGAAGACUCUGGUUGCAUCUCUGCUCCUUACUCUUUUGGUCGCCUAUGUGGCGGCCGAACGGGCCCAUGAAAUGAGCUGCACCGACGUCGAUAUGUGCAUCGCCCCCUGCAUCUCUUACCUGACAGGUGAGCAGCAGUCCCCGGCCCCUGCCUGCUGCGACGGGCUGAAGAAACUCAGAACACUGGUGGCGGGCACAACGGCGGAACGUCGCUUCGCGUGCAACUGCAUUAAGCAGGCGGCGGCGCACUUGAAGAAUCUCAAGGACGAUGCCGUCAGCAAGCUCCCUGCCGCAUGCGGCACCCCACUCCCCUUCCCCAUCAGCUUAGAGUAUGAUUGCUCCAGCCUCCCAUAA